This is a messenger RNA of Paramecium octaurelia, 1640 nucleotides long. The record is from the annotation of a GenBank genome assembly. NCBI's taxonomy places the organism in Eukaryota, Ciliophora, Oligohymenophorea, Peniculida, Parameciidae.
AUGGAAUGGUUUUUGAUAAUUGUAACGAUAGUGAUGGCACUAUUGUUAUUAUUUGUGAACUUCUACUUACUAGUUUUGUAUUGUCAUCGUAUUUUAAUGAAAUCUAUAAAAUAUAGCUGAUGAUAGUGGUUGGGGUUCAUCAUUAGUAUGCAAAGUAUUUGUGAUUAUUGGAAUGACAUUGACUUGGGCUUAAGUGUUGAUGUUGCCAUUGGAUGCAGCAAAUUCAAGGUAAAGAAGUUAACAAAUUGAAUUAGAGGCCUUGGAGAAGGUUUGGAUAUGGAUUUCUUUUGGAAGUUCAUCUACAUGUUGAUUUUGAUAUUUGGAACCCUUUUUAUCCCAUUCGCUCAAUACUAUUACGAAUCAGAUGAUGAGAAGUCUGUAGGCUAACGAUGCUGUGCAGCUCUCUAUUAACAAUUAUGUUUUGUAGUAAUUGUAGCACUUUUGCUAUUUAUUUCCUAUGCAUUUUUACGAUUUGCUGAUAUCCCAGUCUACAUUUCAGUCAAAUCCUGUGCAUAGCCAACAAUUUUCUUGGAUUCUGAAACCCCAUUUACAGGCGUAGCAAAUUCUUUGCAGGAGGAUUCGGCUGACACUCUGGAAUAUGAAGUUAGUUUCCCAGUUUAUGUGAUGGCAUUUAUGUCAUUGUUUGGGUAUUGCUUAUUCGUGAUUUUUGGGGGAGUUGGUUUAACAGCAUUACCAGUUGAUUUGAUAUAAGAAUUUAUACAUAGACCUAAAAAAUUGACAACUGCAGAGGGAACGUAGAAGAAAAGCAGUCUAAAAAGGAAAGCCUUUGAAUUGAUUGAGGAAGGCAACAAAAUUAGAGAUGAAUAAAAAGAGGCGACUGCUAUAAAGGGAUGGUGGGCCAGCUAUAGAGAGAAAAGAAGAGUGCGGACUCAAUUUACAAGAUAUAAGAAUGCAGUUCUAUGUUUAGAUAGAGAUAACGAAAUAUUCAAAAUGGAACUUAAAUAUUUUGAUACCAAUCCAGUUGUUUGGUAUUUUAAAUUGGUGGUUGGAGUGAUAUUCUGCGUUAUUUCUUUCAUAUGGUGGUUGCACAUGUAUAUAAUUAAUUGAAAUGAAUAGACUGCUGUUUAUAGUAAUAAGAGAUUCAGAUGGGAUAUCAGCAAGUCCAUUUCUUAAUAAAAUUUUGAUUGGCUUAGAAGAUGGAAAUGCAGGGUUUUUAUGCGUUGGUAUAUUUGGAUUCCUUUGCAUAUAUUUAUUGUGGUGCACUUAGAAGGGCAACAUUAAAUUUGGUCUCAGGAUUCCUUUUCUAUUCUCCUUGCAUAUAAUGAAGUAUGAUGUUCUUGAUUAUCAUAGAGUAAAUGAGACUUGGAUGAAUACUUUUCUAUUUAAUGUCCAGCUGAUGUUAAUCUGUUCGGUGGCUGUUACUUAGUUUUGUACCAAGGCGUUUUCCCAGUACAUUAGACUGAGCACUCUCAAUAGUAAAUCUUUGUUUUAUAGUAGUGUUGUUUAGUACUCAAAUUCAAUACCUACGGUUCUUUACUUAUUUAUAUUCUAACAAUGUAUUUGAAAUUAUCUUACUGGUCUGGUCAGUUUUAACAAUGAUAUAUUUGCUUAUCAGAAGAUCAGACAAACCUAAAAUCCUUAAGGAAAUCGAAGAAAUGUAAAAACAAGAGUUCAAAUGA